Messenger RNA from Triticum aestivum (bread wheat), 1755 nucleotides. RefSeq names its product alcohol-forming fatty acyl-CoA reductase-like. Gene Ontology annotation, molecular function: alcohol-forming very long-chain fatty acyl-CoA reductase (NADP+) activity. The transcript has 13 exons. The coding region runs from base 1 to 1755 and encodes 584 amino acids. Gene Ontology annotation, cellular component: intracellular membrane-bounded organelle. NCBI's taxonomy places the organism in Eukaryota, Viridiplantae, Streptophyta, Magnoliopsida, Poales, Poaceae. The record is from RefSeq and is a predicted model, not a curated record. Gene Ontology annotation, biological process: long-chain fatty-acyl-CoA metabolic process; suberin biosynthetic process.
AUGGACACUGCUACAGUGAUCGAGUGUUUCAGGAACAAGAGCAUCCUAAUCACCGGCUCGACAGGCUUCGUCGGGAAAAUGCUGGUGGAGAAGAUACUGAGGGUUCAGCCGGAUGUGAAGAAGCUCUACCUCCUCGUACGCUCAUCUCUAUCACAAUGUUGGAUCCCUCUCAAAGCUUUCGAAAAAAAACUCUUUGAUGUUCUGAGGGACGAUCAUAGGGCUAAUUUCAACUCCUUCAUCCAAGCUAAAAUUUCUCCUCUACCUGGAGACAUUGUGCACGACAACUUUGCACUUAACAGCUCUACCAUUGAACGCCUCUCCCAGGAGAUUGAUGUCAUUGUCAGUGUGGCUGCCUUCUAUGAGAUGUACGAUAACGCUUUGGCAUCAAAUUCCCUAGGGGUUGCCAACAUGUGCCAAUUUGCAAACAAGUGUGCUAAUCUCAAAAUGCUCCUUCGUGUUUCCACUGCCUUUGUAGUUGGGGAGCAAGAAGGCCUGAUACUAGAGAAGCCAUUCAAUACAGGAGAAAAGCUGAGGGGUUACCAUUUUAACAUUCAAUCUGAGCUCAAAUUAGUUGAUAGUGUUAAGUCAAAACUCAGGAUACAAUCGUCCACCGAUAAACUUGUAAAGAAGACAAUGAAGGAACUUGGAUUAAAAAGGGCUAGGCACUUUGGUUGGCCUAACGUAUAUUCACUAACAAAGGCUAAGGGGGAGAUGUUACUUGGAGACUUGGGACGGGACCUUCCUGUUGUCAUAGUGCGCCCAAGUAUCAUAACAAGCACUUUCCAGGAUCCAAUGCCGGGAUGGACAGAAGGAACUAGGACAAUUGAUAUGCUGUAUGUUGCCUAUAAUGACCAAAAGCUUCCAUGCUUCAUCGCAGAUCCUAUUGUCCUAUUCGAUCUGAUACCGGGAGAUAUGGUGAUUAAUGCAAUGAUGGUUGCCAUGGCUAGUCACUGGGAUCAGCAAGGAACUCAAGUGAUUUACCAUGUGGUCUCCGGUAAUCGUAACCCACUACGAGGUUCUGUUACGGUGGAAUCAAUGUAUCAAUACUUUAGUGAAAAUCCCCGCGUAACCAAGGAUGGGAAAAUCGUCAAGAAUAAAAGGGUUCUUACUUUCAAAAUUUUUGCAAACUUUCAUCUAUACAUGAUUGUACGGUAUAAGUUACCUCUAGAGAUGUUGCAUGCGGUUAAUGUAUUUGGGGGUAUGUUAUCUCAGCGUUACAAGAAACUCAGCCGAGGCUACAGUUUCUUAAUACCUGUUGCAAUGUUGUAUGUUCCUUAUGUAUUCUUCAAAGGGCGCUUUGACGACACAAAUAUGAGUAAGCUGUGGGCGGGAACUGCUGCAGGCCAGAAUGACGAUUCCUUGGUAAGUUGUGAUCCUGCGUGCAUCAACUGGGUCUUAUACCUCGUGAACACACACAUCCCUGCUGUUUUGGAGUAUGCUAAGAAUAAUAACCAGAUGAAGCAAGCAGGCAACAUCAAGGUUUUGCAGGGCGGCCUCAAUGAUGUUACUGACGCUGACAUCGACACAGACGGCACCGACACCGAUGGUGGCGCCGAGACCGGCGGGGAAGUCGAUGGUGACAAUGUGGUGUCCGUGUAUGAGCAGAACAACCACAUUGACCACCCUGAAUGCACGACAGUGACAAUUUGGAGCCCCAUUGAUAUUGAUGAUGCCGACGUCCUUACCCCCAGAAGUGGCAAGGCGCCCAAGAGUCGAGAUGAGCCGGACUUUGUGUUUUUCUUUGUUGGCUGGUAG